This is a messenger RNA of Arabidopsis thaliana (thale cress), 1102 nucleotides long. RefSeq names its product ubiquitin conjugating enzyme 8 (gene UBC8). Lineage: Eukaryota; Viridiplantae; Streptophyta; Magnoliopsida; Brassicales; Brassicaceae. Gene Ontology annotation, molecular function: ubiquitin-protein transferase activity; ubiquitin conjugating enzyme activity. The transcript is spliced from 5 exons. Gene Ontology annotation, biological process: protein ubiquitination; ubiquitin-dependent protein catabolic process. The coding region runs from base 383 to 829 and encodes 148 amino acids. The record is from RefSeq and is marked reviewed.
CAAAGAGGACAAUUUUACAAUUGAAAAUUCAUCGUGAUUCAGAAUCAUUUGGAAUCUAAGUGGGGUCAAAUCAAAUAUAGCCCACCCUUUAUAAUUUCUUAAAAAAAUUAGAUAGUAUUUUAAAAUUAUAAUGUUUACAGAUAUUUCUUAAGCAGCCAUUAUUACUAAAAUAAAUCAUAGUUUAUCCAAUUAAAUUAUUCGCUUCCGUUUCUUAAAGCAUAAAAACCAAAACUUUCUCUUUCGUUUUGCUUUCUUCCAAUCAUCUGCAGGAGUGAAUCGCAAAACCAAAUUUGGAGGAUUCUUUCUGAGGUAUCAAAGCUUUCUCCUUUUGAUUAACCCACACGAGAAAAAGCUCUCUUCUUUUGGGUUUCUCAGUGAGAAAAUGGCUUCGAAACGGAUCUUGAAGGAGCUGAAGGAUCUCCAGAAAGACCCUCCAACCUCCUGCAGUGCAGGUCCAGUUGCUGAAGACAUGUUUCAUUGGCAAGCUACAAUUAUGGGUCCUGCAGAGAGUCCGUAUUCAGGCGGUGUGUUUCUCGUUACCAUUCACUUCCCUCCGGACUAUCCAUUCAAACCACCAAAGGUUGCAUUUAGGACGAAGGUGUUUCACCCUAAUAUCAACAGCAACGGAAGCAUUUGCCUUGACAUUUUGAAAGAACAAUGGAGCCCUGCCCUCACCAUUUCCAAGGUGUUGCUCUCGAUAUGUUCGCUGUUAACAGAUCCAAAUCCAGAUGACCCUUUGGUACCAGAGAUUGCACACAUGUACAAAACCGACAGAGCCAAAUACGAGGCUACUGCAAGAAACUGGACUCAGAAGUAUGCCAUGGGCUAAACAAAGAUUCGUAUGCUUCAGCACCUGUUUAUGUUUUCAUGUCUGUUUCUUUCUUCUUCUUGUUUUAACUUUAAUAAAAAUGUCUAAAAUAUCAACUUUUUCGUCUGUACUAUAUAUGUUUAUGGGUUUUAUUAUCAUCAUCUUUAUCUGAAAUUUGAAGAUGGAAUUCUAAAGCUUGAAGGUUAUUUGUUAAAGUUUAUUUACUAGUGAGUGAUGAGAAACAUUGUGUUGUUGUUCAUUUCAUUUUUUCUUUGUCAGGAAUAUUCAUUGACU